This is a messenger RNA of Geodia barretti, 275 nucleotides long. Lineage: Eukaryota; Metazoa; Porifera; Demospongiae; Tetractinellida; Geodiidae. The record is from the annotation of a GenBank genome assembly.
CGAACGGAGGUGGGCGGGAUGGAUAGGAUUUUGGGCCGCAGCAGCGACCGGCAUUGCUACGGCGACGAGAUUGCCACGCUACGCUCGCAAUGACCGGUGUCGGGUAGAUAAAUCGGAUAGAUAGAGGAGGUAUGAGCAUGGGAACAUGGAAAUGGCUUACGGCGGCGUUGGUCCUGGCAGUGGGCGUUGCGAUCCCGUUGGUCGGCAUGGCUCAACCGGCGUGGGCCUGCGGGGGAUUCUUCUGUCAGAACUCGCCCAUCGACCAGAACGCGGAA